CACCCCCUAAAACACCCCGUACCGAACACCGUUCGUUUUUCCGUUCCCGUUUGAAGGACCUUUGGUUUGAAUUCAUUCCCUCCUGGUGACUUGAGUGGUGAAGUGCAGAGCUGCUUCCCAAACCCGAAAACAAAUCAUCAUCGAUUCCUCAUGGCUUCUGCCUCAGCUUCUCGUAGCGAUGGCGGUGUUGGGAGGAUGAGAAAUGCAGCGUUGAUUAUGUACGAAGAAAACCAGUCUCUCAUCGCGGACAUUCGAAAAGCUUUGGCCGUCAUUAAAGGAAUCGCAGUUGACUUGGAGAGGGAUAACCAGUAUGAGAAGGUGGGGGAGCUUGAAGGAGUUGUCCUCGAGCUGUUGGUAAAGUCGGAAGAAUGCGCACAUUUCUCGUCGGCUAUUCAAUCUGUUGCAAACAACUAUCAAGGAUGUCCUCCUGGAGAUGAGUUAACAGAUUUUAAGAAGUUGCUUGAUGAUGAGGUCAAGAAGAUCAAGGCUACUUCGUCUUCGCUCCCACAGAAACAUAUUUUGUAUAGGCAGUUCAAGGAAGCCGUCUGGAAUGUCCAUCAUGCUGGGCAAUCAAUGCCAGGUGAAGAAGAGGAGGACAUAGUAAUGACCAGUACUGAGAGCAACAUUUUGAAUGUCACAUGCCCAUUGAGUGGAAAGCCUGUUACAGAACUGGCAGAACCUGUACGCAGCAUGGACUGUAAACAUAUUUAUGAAAAGAAUGCAGUGCCGCACUACAUGAAAUCCAAGGGUGCACAUCCUCAAUGUCCUGUAGCAGGUUGCCCCAAGAUACUACAGGCAGGGAGAAUAUUAUGUGACCCCUUAUUGCGUGUUGAAAUUGAGGAACUGCGUUUAAUGAGCAAGCAAAAUGCAUGUCCAGCCAUGGUCGAAGAUUUCACUGAGUUAUGAAGCUGCAGCAAUACUAAUCUAUAAGAUGACAAUGGAUUCCAUUGCAUUUCAUUGGCAUAAUUGUCAUCUUUGAGUUGGGGGAUGCAUAGUUGGUGUGUGUAAGUACUCCCCCUGUUCAUUCCAUCCCUUCCCUCCUUGCUUUCUUGAUGUUGAGGAUAAGAUAAUGUAUUCACAAUUGUCAUAUAAUCUGUAGUACGCAUAUUUUAGACUAGUGUAACAAAUCAGUACUUUUAACACUUUCUAAAGAGUUGCUGUCCAAGCAAGAGGUUAUUGAACGACUAAA
This is a messenger RNA of Macadamia integrifolia, 1189 nucleotides long. Its product is annotated as E3 SUMO-protein ligase MMS21. Gene Ontology annotation, biological process: protein sumoylation; double-strand break repair via homologous recombination. Lineage: Eukaryota; Viridiplantae; Streptophyta; Magnoliopsida; Proteales; Proteaceae. The record is from RefSeq and is a predicted model, not a curated record. Gene Ontology annotation, cellular component: Smc5-Smc6 complex; nucleus. The transcript is spliced from 7 exons. Gene Ontology annotation, molecular function: zinc ion binding; SUMO ligase activity. The coding region runs from base 151 to 906 and encodes 251 amino acids.